Molecule: messenger RNA, 2929 nt
Organism: Alnus glutinosa
Lineage: Eukaryota; Viridiplantae; Streptophyta; Magnoliopsida; Fagales; Betulaceae
Product: probably inactive leucine-rich repeat receptor-like protein kinase At5g06940
Exons: 2
Coding region: 111-2747 (878 amino acids)
Biological process (GO): protein phosphorylation
Molecular function (GO): receptor serine/threonine kinase binding; protein kinase activity; ATP binding
Source: RefSeq, a predicted model, not a curated record
UCAGCAUUGGCCAGUAAUCUAUUUCUCUGAGUCACACUCACGGUCUCACUUCACAGAUAUAUAGGAAAGAUUGAAAAGAACACACAACCAAGCUCACUCACUCACCUCCAAUGGCCUCAACCUUCACAUUCCCAUUUCUUCUCUCUCUAAUCUUCUCAUUCUUCAUUCUCAACGCAGCUUCAUCUGAGGCAGAUAUCCUUCUGACCUUCAAGGCCUCCAUUGAAGACUCCAACAAUUACCUCUCAAGCUGGUCUAAUGCCUCAGCCACCGAUUACUGUACCUGGGCUGGAAUCACCUGCAUCUCCACAUCUUCACUCUUUGUUACUUCUAUCGACCUUCAAAACUUAAACCUUUCUGGUGAAAUCUCACCUUUGAUAUGUGAGCUUCCCCAUCUGUCUAGCCUCAAUCUUGCUGACAAUCUUUUUAACCAAACCAUUCCUCUUCAGCUCUCUCAAUGUGCUACUUUGGAAACUCUGAAUCUCAGUAACAAUCUCAUCUGGGGUACCAUCCCAGAUCAGAUUUCUCAGAUGGGUUCUUUGAAAGUGCUUGAUUUAAGCGGAAACCGUGUUCAGGGAAAGAUCCCAGAGAGCGUAGGCUCACUGAAGAACCUUCAAGUGCUCAACUUGGGAAGAAACUUGCUUUCAGGUAGUGUACCUUCUGUCUUUGGGAACUUGACUGAGCUUGUUGUUCUUGAUUUGUCUCAAAAUGCAUUCUUGCCGAGUAAGCUUCCCAGUGACAUCGGAAAGCUUGAGAAGCUGGAGAAGCUUCUUUUGCAAAGCUCGGGUUUUCAUGGUGAAAUCCCUGACUCUUUUCUGGGUUUGAGAAAUUUGACCAUUUUGGACCUUUCCCAAAACAAUCUGAGUGGUGAGGUUCCUCAGACACUAGGGUCUUCUCUCAAGAACCUGGUGUCUUUUGAUGUUUCGCAGAAUAUGCUUUUGGGGCCAUUCCCAGAUGGCAUUUGUAAUGGGAAAGGCCUUAUAAACCUGAUUCUCCAUACAAAUUUCUUCAGUGGUUUAAUACCCAACUCCAUUAAUCAAUGCAUAAAUCUUGAGAGGUUUCAGGUUCAGAACAAUGGGUUGUCGGGUGAUUUCCCAAAUGCUUUAUGGUCAUUACCCAAAAUUAAGCUCAUUAGAGCUGAAAACAAUCGAUUUUCUGGAGAAAUACCUGAUUCGGUAUCAAUGGCUGCUCAGUUGGAGCAAGUUCAGCUGGACAACAACAGCUUCUCGAGUAGAAUUCCUCAGGGUCUUGGGUUGGUUAAGAGCUUAUACAGAUUCUCUGCAUCUCUUAAUGGUUUAUAUGGUGAACUUCCUCCAAAUUUUUGUGAUUCACCUGUUAUGAGUAUAAUAAAUCUCUCUCACAAUUCGCUUUCCGGCCAAAUACCGGAAUUGAAGAAGUGCAGGAAGUUAGUCUCAUUGUCUUUAGCAGGCAACAGUCUUACUGGAGAAAUUCCACCAUCCCUUGCUGAUUUACCAGUCCUAACUUACCUUGAUCUUUCUGGUAACAAUCUCACUGGUCCCAUCCCGCAAGAGCUUCAAAACUUGAAGCUUGCUCUCUUCAAUGUGUCUUUCAAUCAACUAUCUGGUAGGGUCCCAGACUCUUUGAUUUCAGGUCUCCCGGCUUCAUUUCUAGAAGGAAACCCUGGACUUUGUGGUCCAGGAUUGCCCAAUUCUUGUUCUGAUGACCAGCCAACACACGACACGGAUGGUCUUACAGCAUUGACAUGUGCACUGAUAUCUGUAGCUUUUGGUCUUGGGACUUUGAUUUUAGCUGCUGGGUUUUUUGUGUAUCAUAGACGUUCCAAGCAGAAAUCUCAAAUGGGAAGUUGGCGCCUGGUAUUCUUCUAUCCUCUUAGAGUCACUGAGCAUGAUUUGGUUAUGGGAAUGAAUGAAAAAAGUGCAGUUGGAAGUGGUGGAGCAUUUGGUAGAGUUCACAUUUUGGGUUUACCGAGUGGUGAACUCGUUGCAGUAAAGAAGUUCGUUAAUUAUGGGAGCCACUCGUCCAAAAGUUUGAAGGCUGAGAUCAAGACCUUAGCAAAGAUCAGGCAUAGGAACAUUGUUAAAAUUCUUGGUUUUUGCCAUUCUGAUGACUCAAUCUUUCUAAUUUAUGAGUUCUUACAGAAGGGAAGCUUAGGGGAUUUGAUUAACAGGCCAGAUUUUGAGUUGCAGUGGGGUGUGAGAUUGAGAAUUGCCAUCGGGGUUGCCCAAGGAUUAGCAUACCUUCACAAGGAUUAUGUCCCGCACUUACUUCACAGAAAUGUUAAGUCAAAUAACAUUCUUCUGGAUGACGAUUUUGAACCAAAAAUCACAGAUUUUGCACUCGACCGAAUUUUGGGAGAAGCUGCAUUUCAGUCAACCAUGGCUUCAGAAUCUGCAUCAUCAUGUUACAAUGCACCAGAAUAUGGAUACUGCAAGAAGGCAACUGAACAAAUAGAUGUGUACAGCUUUGGUGUUGUAUUGUUAGAGCUAGUGACUGGGAGACAGGCUGAGCAAGCAGAAGCAACAGAGUCCAUUGAUAUUGUGAAAUGGGUGAGGAGGAGAGUUAACAUUACCAAUGGGGCACACCAAGUUCUUGACCCUAAGAUAUCAGAAUCUUUCCAAAAAGAGAUGACAGGGGCUCUGGAAAUCGCUCUCCAAUGCACUUCCGUGAUGCCAGAGAAACGGCCAUCCAUGUUUGAAGUUGUGAGAGCACUUCAGUCCCUUUCAAGUACAGAGUUCUCUGUUAGCAUUCAGUUUCAGUCUGAACAUUGAAUCCAGGGAUUGGCUUCUUUUUUCUCCAAAGUCUUAAUGUAAAGCCAAACUUGAUUUUACAUUUCUCCAUCUUGACUUCUGAUUGGUAAAAGAAUGUGCUUGGGCAUGGUAUUUUCUGUUCUGCACCAGAAUUUGUUUGGGAUUUGUUUAAUAGUAAUACCAAGAGUUUUACAUUGUUUUAA